AACGGGCUUGUUUGUCCGAAGGUCGGUCGGUGUUUAUUCCGUUAGCCGGCUAGCGUAACACUUAACCUAGCGGUUAUAGUCGACUCUGUUAGCUGGAGCGAAUGAAGCUAAGCUAAGCUAUCCAACAAACUGGGGUCAACACACAGGAACCAAGAUGUGUGGUGAUCUUACUGCUGUAGACUGAAGAAUUCCACCCAACCUGCUUGCCCACCAUGCCCUUUGUCCUGCAGUAACCACCUUUCGGCAAAACAGUGUGCUGCGUCGUUUUUAACUGCUUCCAAUAAGAUGGAAACGGAAGCGGCGGUUAUCCCCAUUUGGCAGAACAAACCCCAUGGCGCAACCCGAAGUGUGGUGCGGCGAAUCGGCUCCACACUACCGCUGAAACCUUGUCCUAGAGCAUGUUUCCAGGAGCUGCCAGGUCUUUCUCCGCUGCGGCACUUGGACGGCCCAAUGGUGCCUACGCUGGCUGACAUCGCCUGGAUUGCGGCUGAUGAGGAGGAGACCUAUGCAAGAGUGAGGAGCGACACGCGUCCCUUCAGGCAGGAGUGGCGGCCGACUCCCCUGCUGGUGCUCCACAGAAACUCAUCAGUGCCCAACUUCAGGCGUGAGGGCAAAAGGAUGGAGGGUCUGAGGAAGCCGGGUGUGACUGCGCUAAACCGCACCACUGCCCUGCAGGAUGAGCUCAGCCGACUGCGGGCUCAGAUCGCCAAGAUUGUGUCUGGCGAGACAGACUCGAACCCCAUCACCCCUGACCUGCUCUCUCCUGAUGACACCAGCAUGGGUUUCUCCAUGGCUCCUUUUGAGACAGCCGUGUACCAGCCGGCCGCCUCGGCCUCCUUCGUCAUUAGCGACGUCACUGAGGAAGACGAGGGGGAGGAAGAUGAAGACGAUGAGGCGGAAGUGUCAGAGCUGGCACCAGACCCCAUGCCGCCGGUCUCCAUGACUGCGUCUGCAACCUUUGACCUUGAUCGCCCUACUAUGGACUUCCAGGAGGCAGAGGAAGAUACAGUCUCGUUGUCCAAGUCCACGAGCUUCGCCGACGUCAAGGACAUCCUGAGGGACAUGAACCGCAUGAAGAUGUGCAAGGACAGGUAUUCUCGUGGCUGUACGUCAUUAAGGGAGGAAGACUCUGCAUCACUGAUAUCUGAAGCUCUGAGGAAGAAAUUCACUCUGAGGGAAGACGACAUCGGUGUGAAGAAGUAGUGCGUCUCCUCUGUCCUCCCUCCUCCUCCAGCUCUCCAUGCCAGUGCCUGUGGAUUGUUGCCAUGGAGACCCCAUAACGCCCCAUCAGCAGCAAUGCAGAGUUUCCCCUGGCGAUCUGCCCAGCCCCCGUCCCUCCCUUCAUGAUGCUGUACUGCAGUGAACACACCUGAAGGGGAAGGACAAGCUGUCUUGCGUAGUUCUGCUGACCACCAAAACACUUACAGAACAUACAUACACACCCCUCUGAGGCUAAGAGGAGCAGACGCGUGUGUGUGUGUGUGUGUCUGUUGAGUGUGUUGUGGAGGGUUGUGUGUUACAUUUACAGAACAUAUUUUCAUACCGUCAGUCAGACCGUUGACCCCUAAUACAGUGUGGUGUGUUGUUCUUAUUGGAAAUCAGUCAUGAUGCUUUUUUAUGUGGUUAAUUUGAAUAGGAGAUAAAAAGGAAUUACACAGAUUUUUCAUUUUUUCAGUCAGUCAUUUAGGGUGGUUUGAUGUAAAAUGGCUUUUUUUUUUUUUUUUAACACACACAGUGGUGGUGAUGGGAACCACUUACUACCAGUGACCCUAAACAUGUAUUCUGAGUUUUUAUAUGUUGAUACUGCUAAAUAGUCAUAAAUCAUUUCUAUCUACUUUGCAAUCCCAUGGCCAGCAUGCACCUCUCCACCAUGAAUGGAUUUUAAUACAUUUUAAACCAAAACUUUGUGAAAAACUGUUAUAAAACAAUGCCUUAUACAUCAGGCCAUGUAUUCUUAAGCUUUUCACCUGAUAUCUUUCUGCGAUGCAGCUUUUAGACACAUUCAAAUCUUUGGACGUCUGGUUCCUGUCACCAACGCUCAGUUUUUCUAGAAUGGAGCCUUUCACAUCAGACCACUCUGACUUUCUUUACAUCUUUAACGAAUCUGUGAAAUUGCCCUGUUUAACAUCUACAUUCAUAGCAUCUAAAUUUACCUGUCUAGCAAGAUUACACUUGUCCAUCUCCUGUAAUGUCACUCCAUUCAACCAUCAUGCUUCUCAACACAACACAGUGAAUCUCAACACAGGCCAUCACCUCUUAAUCCCACGCAGGAUGUUCAUUUUGUUAGAUGUUACAAAACCUUUUGCUUUUAGCCUCUCUUGCCUCUUCCUGUCCCUUACAAAACCCUGCAAUAGAUACUUGAACCAUGUUUGAUGAAUGACUAGUUUGCAAUAUUUACUUGUUUUUGUCAGUUUUAUUUAACUAAAAACCAAAAAGCAGACAUUUGAGCACUCGAGUUUUGUGUGCAAUGCACACAUUAGUUUGCCGUGCUGUGCUAUCAAUGUUGCUUUGUAUACCUUUUUAUUAUUAUAAUUAUUAUUAUUAUUAUUAUUAUUAUUUGCUUGAGUAGCUCAGGGUUUCUACUUGAGCAACUCUAGCUGAAGUAUUUUAUCUGAGCCACAAGAUAACCAAUUACCAAGUUAAGAAAACACAAUAUAAUCUAGCUGCUAGGUUUCGUGUCGUUUGCUGUGGGUUUUUGUUUAUAGAGAAGCGUGGGACAGGGGGGAAUAAAUUUUGACUUUAUACUGUACUGUGCAAGAAUUAGAGACCACCUUUCGUUUAGGUUCCAAUCAAAAUGGCAAUUAGGUCCAAGUUAUUCGUUUUUCAGUUUCGGGGAAAAUAACAGAAUACAUUAAUACACACCUCCAAAGCUCAGUCUUAGAAGUUGGUUGAUCUUUUUCUGAAGUAAUUAAACACAUUCAGUGAUGUUCAGGUCUGGAAUCUGGGGUGGUUCAGCUUCUUGGUUUGAUGUGUCCAUCUCCUUUUCUCAAUGAGGUUCUUCUUAACAGCUACAUGUCCUUUCAGACCCAUAGCGCUGAGUGGUCUCCUCACAGUGGGAGGAUGGACAGAAACACCUGUGGAUGUUUU
Molecule: messenger RNA, 3087 nt
Organism: Pygocentrus nattereri (red-bellied piranha)
Lineage: Eukaryota; Metazoa; Chordata; Actinopteri; Characiformes; Serrasalmidae
Gene: mtfr1l
Product: mitochondrial fission regulator 1-like
Exons: 8
Coding region: 286-1203 (305 amino acids)
Biological process (GO): aerobic respiration; mitochondrial fission
Cellular component (GO): mitochondrion
Source: RefSeq, a predicted model, not a curated record